This is a messenger RNA of Ostreobium quekettii, 300 nucleotides long. NCBI's taxonomy places the organism in Eukaryota, Viridiplantae, Chlorophyta, Ulvophyceae, Bryopsidales, Ostreobiaceae. The record is from the annotation of a GenBank genome assembly.
AUGGCUAGACGGCACUGGAGCCUGGAGCAUGCCACUUGUGGCUCUGCUCGUCUGUUCACUUGUAUCAAAUUCGCAAAGUGUGACAGCCUGGUGGCAGGUGUGAGAGCAAGCCCAGUUGCACGUUGGGCAUACUGUCCCAUCACAUUUGCCACCAUAACAUUUGGCUGCGAUUGUUGUGCUGCACUGACAGCAGAACUGUACUUCCCGUUUUUCAGAGCUGUGGGUGUGCCGACUGGGCGUCGCCCAGUGGGCGAUCAAGGGAUUGAUCGGGGCUAUCUGCUUGUCGGCCAUGUAACGUGA